AUGGGGCAAGCUCAGAACAACAUCGCCUUCGAGAACACCCAGACCCCGGUGCUGUUCAUUGACGAGGCUUGCGAUGAGUCAGACCGGUGGGACGGAGGAAAGACUAUACAUUUGACGAUGACGAGAAGAUUCGAGUUCCAGGCAUCUCCUGCACUUCUCCAGCUAUCCCUUAGUCAUGCUCUGCCGACACCGUCUCAGCCAAUUGUAGAUGUACCUCCAGAACGGGCAACCGAUGCCCCAGAACUUGAUCAGGACGUCGUCUAUAAGGAUGGGUUUUACGUCUACACAAACGAGGUGGACGAACCCGUCGCGCAACUCUCGUCGGCAUCCAAUGAGGAACAUGCAAACAGCACAGCACUCUCCGAUGUGUGUUCCCUUCUUUUGGAGAAUGCGCCCACAGAGAUUUGCGCGCUGAUUCGCGCACGGGAAUCCCGUGUUCCUGUCAAUGUGAUUUUGUCUCGCGGCGCCGGAAUUGCGGCGUUUGCCUUCCCAGAUGGUUGCGGAUGCGCGUACCUUGGGUUCUUCUUUAUCACCAAGAUUGGUGUCACAAGGUCCCCAUACUCGUUGGGCGCGAACGCCGAAGAGUCGUGCAUCUAUGGAACCAUGUCGUUGACCUUGGAUCUCGAUUGGACGCCUGGUGGAGAGGAUCCUGAUGCACUUGUCGCCUCGAACUGCUUGCCGUGGUGGAUGCAGGACCAUUCCAAGGCGUCAGAGCACGAUGUCGACCCCAUGCGGUCGGAACCGGGGGAAACGAUCUUGAUUGACAACUCGGGCGUGCCGCUGCAGCACCCGUACACCCUCCUUCCACUCCACUUCCUUGCCCCCUCAUGACGAAUGGGCGGUGAAAUCAAGGGAUGGCACUGUGGGACGUGUGGAAGAUUGAACGUCCAGCCCAAUUUGUGUACCCAGCGGUGCGGGAGCUGCUCGACGUUCAACCACAUUCCUCCCGUUGCUGUCGAGCAUGUUCGACCGUCUCGUGGCACAGAUCCUAUCACAUUUCCGUGGAACAGGCACGCGGAAUCGGUGAACUG
Molecule: messenger RNA, 1031 nt
Organism: Dichomitus squalens LYAD-421 SS1
Lineage: Eukaryota; Fungi; Basidiomycota; Agaricomycetes; Polyporales; Polyporaceae
Exons: 4
Coding region: 1-831 (276 amino acids)
Source: RefSeq, a predicted model, not a curated record